AUGGACUGGAGAAAAAUUUGGUUGAUCUUGGGUGCAGCACUCCAUCUGUUGAAUAAUUUAUUUGUUUCUAAGGGAUUACCUUCGUGUGCCCGUAUGGGGAGUGGUGCAAUGAUCAGCUGGACAUAUAUUUGUAGUAUUUUAGUUCUAUGUAUUGCUAAGAAUUUAAUUUCUGUAAUACAAGAAAUUGAGCAUAAAGUUUUUUUGGCCAUUUCUUCUUUGACAUUACUUCCAAUUAGCACGUUUAUUCCAAGUAGUCGAAUCGUAAAACAGACGAUCAUCACUUUAUGUCUAGUCAACAUUACUUCUAUUCGAUAUCAAAAACUCAUCGAUGUAUUAUCGACCUGCAUACAACAUGUUACAGAUAAUCACUAUUGA
Molecule: messenger RNA, 375 nt
Organism: Debaryomyces hansenii CBS767
Lineage: Eukaryota; Fungi; Ascomycota; Pichiomycetes; Serinales; Debaryomycetaceae
Product: DEHA2D05302p
Exons: 1
Coding region: 1-375 (124 amino acids)
Source: RefSeq, a predicted model, not a curated record